Molecule: messenger RNA, 525 nt
Organism: Prunus armeniaca (apricot)
Lineage: Eukaryota; Viridiplantae; Streptophyta; Magnoliopsida; Rosales; Rosaceae
Source: the annotation of a GenBank genome assembly
AUGGCUUCAAUUCCAUGUACUGGUGUUGCUGCUGCUGCUGCUGCUGCCAUCACCUCCAAGUCCUUUCCUUCUUCAACCAAAUUCAACACCCGGUUCGUGGGUACCCGAAAUAGGCUCGGGUGGGUCAGGCCCUUGGGGCUUGGACCGUCCAACGGGUCCAGAGCCAAGUGCUGGUUUAAAUUCGGGAAAAACGGUGUAGAUGCUGAAGGUGCUGGUAUUUAUGGAAGCCAAUCCCGUGAUGAUUUUGAUAGAGAUGAUGUUGAACAGUAUUUCAACUACAUGGGUAUGCUCGCUGUUGAAGGUACAUAUGAUAAGAUGAAUGCUCUUUUAAGCCAAAACAUCCACCCGGUAGACAUUUUGUUGUUGAUGGCUGCAUCUGAAGGUGACAAGCCAAAAAUUGAAGAACUUUUAAGAGCUGGUGCUAGUUACUCUAUCAAAGAUGUCGAUGGGCGGACAGCUCUUGAUAGGGCUGCAAGUGAUGAAAUCAAAGACUUCAUUCUUGGUUUUCCAGUUCAGAAAGCAUGA